This is a messenger RNA of Phytophthora infestans T30-4, 699 nucleotides long. RefSeq lists its product as uncharacterized. Lineage: Eukaryota; Oomycota; Peronosporomycetes; Peronosporales; Peronosporaceae. The transcript is spliced from 3 exons. Bases 1 to 699 code for a protein of 232 amino acids. The record is from RefSeq and is a predicted model, not a curated record.
AUGAGCGCAGACGACGAGCGAGAGAAAACUGGCGCCACUAUCCACACUGUCGCCAAGACCACAGUUGAUGCUGUCACUAAAGAAGCGAUGGCCGAUAUUGUGCAAGCCAUCAAUAGGGCCACCGAGUGGAUCUCUCAAGCCGUCGAAAAUGAGUUAAUCUCUAAGUGCCUCGACCCUAACGAGGGUGUUGCGUUCCAUAACGCCACAGAUUGGACCACGCACGCUGUACUCGUCGACCUGAUUGCUCAUGCCGCCGAUGACGCUAUGCAAAGCGGGACUUCCACUACUUUAGAGAUACACGAACAUAUUCGAAUCCCUAAGACGUUUCCUCCACCGUCCCCACCGUCCACCAACCUUUCGCCAGUACUAGCAACGCAUAGCGACAACAACCGCCUUGGACUGUCAAAGCCCAACUUCAUGCACCCCCGCUGUUAUCGCUUGGCACUGGAAAAUGAAAUUGAACAAAAGAGUGGCGGGCUUGUUCGUUUAUCAAUCGCCCCAGCAAUAUCUGCUUCUGUCGAUGCUAGCCCCACAAAAUUAUCACCGUCGCGGCAUAUGAGUCGUGGGCAUGGCCACAGCCAUAAAGGAGGGCAUGGCGGUAUUUUGCCCAACAAACGUUCCGGAUACUGCCAGCGAUGCGUCUUCGAAGGUCGCUCCUGCAAAAUCAACGACUGUCUCAAGCACCAAGUCCUCAAAUGA